AUGGCGCAACUAGCAGCGAAGAAUAAGCGAAGAUUAUCUCCCCCAGCCUUGCGCCGCAAGUCUACGCGAUCUGAGCUCAGCACCGCUCACCCAUCGCCCCACAUUUCACUGCACACGUGCGCUCACCCGCAUCGCAUCGGUAGGUAG
Messenger RNA from Plenodomus lingam JN3, 147 nucleotides. NCBI's taxonomy places the organism in Eukaryota, Fungi, Ascomycota, Dothideomycetes, Pleosporales, Leptosphaeriaceae. The record is from RefSeq and is a predicted model, not a curated record.